Molecule: messenger RNA, 3826 nt
Organism: Cokeromyces recurvatus
Lineage: Eukaryota; Fungi; Mucoromycota; Mucoromycetes; Mucorales; Mucoraceae
Product: CPSF A subunit region-domain-containing protein
Exons: 6
Coding region: 114-3758 (1214 amino acids)
Biological process (GO): mRNA splicing, via spliceosome
Cellular component (GO): nucleus; U2 snRNP
Molecular function (GO): U2 snRNA binding; protein binding
Source: RefSeq, a predicted model, not a curated record
AAUUCUUGGGAAAAAAAAGUCACUUUUUUUUUUUUCCUUCAAACGCGACAAAAAAUAAAAAGAGGGAGACAAAUUUAUAAGAUUCUUUAAUUAUUGUAGUUGUUUAAAUAAUCAUGUUUUUAUAUAAUAUUACUUUGAAUCCAACGUCAGCCAUUAAUCAGGCUAUUCAUGGCAACUUUUCCGGUACUAAACAACAAGAGAUAAUUGUAGCGAGGCAAACUCGCUUAGAAUUAUUACGUCCCGAUCCAACUUCUGGAAAAGUACAUACCAUCUUGACCCAUGAAUGUUUUGGUUUAAUUCGUUGCAUAGUGCCAUUCCGACUAACAGGUGGAAAUAAAGAUUAUGUGGUUGUAGGUUCAGAUUCAGGUCGUAUUGUCAUUUUAGAAUAUAAUCCAGCAAAGAAUACGUUUGAUAGAAUACAUCAAGAAACACAUGGUAAAACAGGAUGCCGUCGUAUUGUGCCAGGUCAGUACUUGGCUGCUGAUCCUAAAGGCCGUGCUGUUAUGAUUGCUGCUGUUGAAAAACAAAAACUUGUUUAUAUUCUUAACCGUGAUUCAGCUGCGAACUUGACUAUUUCAUCACCUUUAGAAGCUCAUAAAAGCCAUACAAUUAUUCAUCAUAUUGCAGCUAUCGAUGUUGGAUUUGAAAACCCUAUGUUUGCUUGUUUAGAAGUUGACUAUACUGAUGCCGAUACUGAUCCAACAGGAGAAGCAUGUAAAGAAGCCGAAAAGAUGUUAACAUAUUAUGAAUUAGAUCUUGGUUUAAAUCAUGUUGUUAGAAAAUGGAGUGAAGCAGUUGAUCGCAAUGCCAAUUUACUUAUACCAGUUCCUGGUGGUAAUGAUGGUCCCUCAGGUGUAUUAGUUUGUUCAGAGAACUUUAUUGCUUAUAAACAUCCUGAAAAUGAAGAGCUUCGUAUUCCUAUUCCUCGACGUGCCCAACCUUUGGAAGAUCCCACACGAGGUAUUAUUAUUUCUACUUUUGUUGUUCAUAGAAUGCGUGUAGAUAAAAAGACACAAUUCUUCUUUUUACUUCAAUCUGAAGAGGGUGAUCUUUAUAAAGUAACAAUGGAUCAUGACCAAGGUGUAGUAAAUGGUAUGACAAUUAAAUAUUUUGAUACAAUUCCUGUUGCUACUUCUCUUUGUAUUUUAAAGAGUGGCUUCUUGUUUGCUGCAAAUGAAUUUGGUAAUCAUCACAACUACUUCUUUGAAAGUCUUGGUGAUGAUGAUGAUGAUCCAGAAAUCUCCUCUGCUGAUUAUAUGGAAGCAGAAGCUGAACAGGAAGAAAGACCUUUUGUAUACUUUAAACCACGUCCAUUAAAGAAUCUAUCACUUGUUGAUGAAUUAACUUCGAUGGCACCAUUAAUGGAUUCAAAAGUAUUAAACUUGGCAGAUGAGGAUUCACCACGUAUUUAUUCUAUUUGUGGUAGAGGACCUCAGUCUACAUUCCGUAUUUUAAAUCAAGGUUUGGAAGCAGCAGAACUAGCUGUUAGUGAAUUACCUGGUAAUCCUAGUGCUGUUUGGACUACAAAAUUAAAAGCAGAUGAUGAAUUUCAUGCUUAUAUUGUUGUUUCAUUUGCAAAUGCUACGCUUGUAUUGUCUAUUGGUGAAACAGUUGAAGAAGUGACAGAUACUGGAUUUCUGACAGAUGAACCUACAUUAGCCGUUCAACAAAUUGGUGAAGAUGCACUUGUUCAAGUUCAUCCUAAGGGUAUCCGUUACAUUCGUGCAGGUGGAAGAGUGAAUGAAUGGAGAACACCUAAUGGUCAAGCCAUUACUGUAGCUGCUACAAAUAGCCGUCAGGUUAUUAUUGCCCUUUCUGGAGGUGAAUUGGUUUAUUUUGAAUUGGAUAAUAUGGGACAAUUAAAUGAACAUCAAGAACGUAAGAGAAUGUCUUCCGUUGUUUCUGCUUUAUCUUUAGGUGAUGUCCCUGAGGGUCGCCAGCGUUCACGUUAUUUAGCAGUGGGUUGUGAAGAUCAAACUGUACGUAUUUUAAAUUUAGAUCCUGAUAGUUGUUUAGAAGCUGUUUCAAUGCAAGCAGUUCAAGGUGUCCCUUCUAGUUUAUGUAUUGUAGAAAUGAUGGAUACAGGUGUUGAAUUAGGUCAUGGUACAACUUACUUAAAUAUUGGUUUGAGUAAUGGUGUCUUACUUCGUACUAUCUUGGAUACCGUUACAGGUCAACUAUCUGAUACACGUACCCGUUUUAUUGGUGCCAAAAGCGUCAAAUUAUUUAAAAUUACUAUUCAAAAUCAUCCUGCUGUUUUAGCUUUAUCAACAAGACCUUGGGUUACAUAUACAUUCCAAAAUAGACUUUAUUUAACACCUCUUAGCUAUGAGAUGUUAGAAUAUGGUAGUGCGUUUAUUAGUGAACAAUGCCGUGAAGGUGUGGUUGCGAUUGCAGGAAAUACUUUAAGAAUUUUCACCAUCGAAAAGCUUGGUAAUAUAUUUAAUCAGAUAUCUAUUCCAUUGAAAUAUACGCCUAGAAAAUUUGCACUUCAUCCACCUUCUAGAACAUUUGUCGUUGUUGAGAGUGACCAUGCAACAUUUUCCCCUGAAGCUAAAAUGAAGGGACUUGAAGAAAAAGAAAAGGAAGGAUUUGAGAUUGACGCUGAUAUUACAAACUUGGAUCCUCUUCAGUUUGGUAAUGUACGUAAUGUUGCAGGACGAUGGGCUAGUUGCAUUCAACUUAUAGAACCUUUCCAAAGCAAUGUUAUCCAGACAAUUGAAUUGGAGGAAAAUGAAGCGGCAUUUAGUGUGGCCAUGGUUCAAUUCCAUACAAACCCUCAUGCCUCUGAUCCUUCUGAGCAAUUUGUAGUAGUAGGUACAGGCCAAAACGUGACACUCUCCCCUCGCUCCUGUACAGCAGGUUAUCUCCGUGUAUAUCGAGUUGUUCAAGGUGAAGAGGGACAUCUUCAUCUUAACUUCAUUCAUCGAACUCCUCUAGAUGAAGUUCCUUAUGCCUUAUUAGCCUUCCAAGGUCGUUUAUUAGUUGGUGCAGGUAAAGCACUUCGUAUUUAUGAUAUUGGUAAAAAGAAAAUGUUAAGAAAAUGUGAGACAAAGACAUUACCCAAUUGCAUUGUAUCACUUCAUACACAAGGACAUCGUAUCCUUGCCACUGAUGUUCAAGAAUCUGUACAUUAUAUUAUUUAUAAGCAUGCUGAUAAUCGUCUUGUCAUCUUUGCAGAUGAUACUGUGCCUCGUUGGAUGACAGCAUCGACUAUGGUAGAUUAUGAAACAAUAGCAGGCGGUGAUAAAUUUGGUAAUUUCUUUGUUAAUCGUUUACCAGAAUCUAUAUCGCGUGAAAUAGAUGAAGAUACGACUGGUAAUCGUAUUUAUCAUGAAAAGGGCUACUUAAAUGGUGCCCCUAAUAAGGUUGAAAACUUGUGCGAAUAUUUUACUGGCGAUAUUAUUACUUCCAUCCAUAGAACAACGCUGUUGUCAGGUGGACGUGAAGUUCUUUUGGCUACUUCAUUAUUAGGCUCUAUUUCGAUUUAUGUUCCAUUUAUAUCUAAAGAAGAUGUUGACUUUUUCCAAAUGCUAGAGAUGCAUAUGCGUGCAGAAGCACCGCCACUUGCUGGACGGGAUCAUUUACUUUAUAGAAGUUACUAUACACCAGUUCGAUCUGUUAUUGAUGGUGAUUUAUGUGAACAGUUCAAUUCACUACCUGCUGAGAAGAAGCGUAUGAUUGCUGAAGAAUUAGAUCGUCCUGUUGCUGAUGUACAGAAGAAGAUUGAAGAUAUGCGUAUAAGAUCAGGAUUUUAAUAAUUGAUCAAAAGAAAGAAAAUAGAAUAAAAAUUGCGAGCUAAAAUAUAUUCUAAACUUGAAAAGCC